Messenger RNA from Lotus japonicus, 4860 nucleotides. RefSeq names its product protein HUA2-LIKE 2-like. Gene Ontology annotation, cellular component: nucleus. The record is from RefSeq and is a predicted model, not a curated record. Gene Ontology annotation, molecular function: transcription coregulator activity; double-stranded DNA binding. The transcript has 11 exons. Gene Ontology annotation, biological process: regulation of transcription by RNA polymerase II. The coding region runs from base 387 to 4508 and encodes 1373 amino acids. NCBI's taxonomy places the organism in Eukaryota, Viridiplantae, Streptophyta, Magnoliopsida, Fabales, Fabaceae.
AUCACACCACUCUCUAUGUCCUCAUCUCAAUCUUUGUAGUCAGCAUAGUGCGCACGUUAGCCCACUCCACCAGGACUAUGAGUCCAUACUUGCGCUGCGCACCCUAGCACCUUCCACCUAACCGAGAGAGAGAGAGAGCCAACUCAUAUCUUUCUCUUCUUCGCAAAAACCCACAAAUUCUUACCACCACCGUUCUCAAAAUUAGGGUUUCCUCCUCCUCCCAUCGCGGCGCUCUCUCCUCCAUCUCCGCCGUCAUCUCCUUCUCUUCAAUGCCGGCGGCCAGUUCCAUCGGCCAAUCCCUCACCGUGCCCAGCCGUUUUACCAUCGAGCGACUUCGGCACUUCACAUCACUCCCUCCCUUCAUCUGACGGUGCCGCGUUCCUCCCAUGGCGCCCAGCCGUAAAAAGGGCGCCAGCAAAGCAGCGGCGGCGGCUGCCGCUCGCCGCAAGUGGAAAGUCGGCGAUCUUGUGCUUGCCAAGGUGAAAGGCUUCCCUGCAUGGCCUGCAACGGUCAGUGAACCGGAGAAGUGGGGUUACUCCACUGAUUGGAAGAAAGUGCUUGUUUACUUCUUUGGAACCCAGCAAAUAGCUUUCUGCAAUCCUGCUGAUGUGGAAGCUUUUACCGAAGAGAAAAAGCAGUCUCUUCUCCUCAAACGUCAAGGAAAGGGUGCUGAUUUUGUUCGGGCUGUCCAGGAGAUUGUUGAUAGUUACGAGAAAUUGAAAAAAGAGAGCCAACUUGAUGAAGCUAGCUUGGGUGGUAAUAUUGUUGAUGCUAAUGUUUCAAAUCCAGUCAGCACAUCUGCCAGGGAUCUGACAGAUGCUCCUAAGUUGACACAUGAAUUGGUAUGUGUAGCUGAGGAUGACUCAACUGCUGUAUUGAAGGAAGAAUCUCAUGAUAAGGAAGCAUUAUUGGAAGAGCCUACUGAUAAUGUUUCUGCUGUACAAUCACCUAAGCCAGUUACUUACUCUUCUCGAAAAAGAUCUGCUGGUGACUUGUGCCCACGGGGCUGUGUAACACAUAGACACAUGCCACUACGAAGGUCGAGAAUCUCGUCUCGGGCCCAAAACUUUGUGUUGCCUUGUAGUGAUUGUGGAAAGAGCACUGGCAACCCAUCAACUAAUGAAGGACUAAGUUCAUCCGUAAAGAGGAAUACAAGUGUGAGGAAAUCACCUGAUUCUGGCUGCAAUGAUUUUGAUUCAUCUGCUUUUGUCUCAAAUGGCAGCAUGGAGGACAAGGGCUCUGGAAUUCUCACAAUUGAUUCUGAUGCGUUUAGCUUGAAUGAAGGUAGUACAAUGGAUUCAAAUUUUAAACUUGAACACUCUGACACUAUUGAAUGCCUUGAAAAAGUCGAGUUGAACAAAGCGCUUGAUCUUGACAUAAAUACUGUAAUCCAUAAGAAGAAAAGAAAACCAACUAGGAAGAGGGUAACCAAUGAUGCUUCCAAGCCGACUGGUAGACUGGAAGAGGCUUGUGUGCAGAAUACCAGUCAAAGUUCACAGAAUAUAUGUGGAAAUUCUGAACAGAGAGGCUUUGAGCAGGAUGGAGAUGAACACUUACCUCUUGUGAAACGAGCUAGAGUCAGGAUGGGUAAAUCAUCUUCCAUGGAGGCAGAACUCAAUAGUGUUCUACAAGCUCAAGAAAAAAGCUGCAAGGAAGAUAUUAACUCACCACACCUGAUGAUCACAUCCUCAAAUUGUGAGAAUGGUAGCUCUGCUGAUGGAGAUUCAUCUGUGCUAAAUGGAGCUUUGGAUAUUGUUUCUCCUUCAAAGACUUUAGCUCUGUGUUCUGGUACUCAAAUUUGUAAUAUUAAGAAAGAUCAACCAUUCUUCUCUGUCGACGGUGAAGCUGCUUUGCCUCCAUCUAAACGCCUUCAUCGUGCUUUAGAAGCCAUGUCAGCUAAUGCUGCUAAAGAUGGUCAAACUCAUACGGAAGCUUCAAUCUCCAUAAUGACAUCAGGUCGUGCAUGCUGUAUAUCUGCUGUCAAGAGAUGUCCGUGUAUAGGCAGUAAUAAUCAAGGAGAUGAUGGUUUUGGGGUGCAAAAGUUGGAUUUGUUAACCUGUUCAAAUUCAAUGAUUUCAACAGUGAAUAAAUCUUCUAAACUAGUGGAUGAGCAGUUGACCAAGUUUGAACUGCAUGAACCUGCCAAGGAUGUUCUCCCAAGUGCUGCAGAUCCAGUUGGUGAGGAGCUUAUUAGUAAUGUUGUUUGUCAAACGGCUAAAGAAGAUAUGGAAGUUCGUGAACAAAAUUCUCCUAAUCUUGAUUCGAAAGGUUAUGAAGCUGGAAGCACACCGGAACCAUCAUUACCACUUAAUGGUGAGGACAAUAUUACAACAGUGAAUCAUUCAAAUACAUCAUCUGAAGUGUCAGAACCCAAUGGAAUAAGCUGUCAUCCUGCGGCAGAUGUGAACAAGAGUGAUAUUAUUUUACCCCAAAAUAGUAUCGAUGUGCCUCAGAAUGAGGUUGCAGCUUGUGAGGAUAUGAAGUGCCUGAAGCCAGCAGUUGCUGAUGUUAAGAUAACAAAUGAUAUGAGUGAAGUGAGAGAGAUAAAAUGUAAAGGGCCAGAGAAGGAUAUGAAUUCUGUUUCAACAUCAGAUGAUUGUUUGGGUGAAAAGGAUAUUUCGGGCAUGCCUUCAAGUCCAUCAUUGACAGAUGGGGGAGAUUGCAUUCCACAAGGAUCACCUCCAAAUACAUCAGUUUGCAAUGUUUCUACAUCAGACAGUAGUAAUAUCCUUCAGAAUGGAAGUUGUAGCCCUGAUGUACAUUUACACCCAAUGCAAGUGCAAGCAGUAUCUGGUCCUCUUGAUGGAAGUAAAAAUGGGUAUACAGCAACUCAACAAUCAAGAUCCACGGGCAAGUCAACUGAAGCAGCACGUGCUGCUUUGAAGUACUUUCAAGCAACCCUUGCAACUUUGACAAGGACGAAGGAAAGUAUUGGUCGAGCAACACGCAUAGCUAUUGACUGUGCAAAAUUUGGUCUUGCAGCAAAGGUCAUGGAAAGUCUUGCUCACAAUCUGGAAGAAUCAAGCUUGCAGCGAAGGGUGGAUUUGUUUUUUCUUGUGGAUUCUAUUGCGCAGUCUCGAGGUUUAAAAGGUGAUGUUUGUGGAGUAUAUCCAUCUGCUAUCCAAGCAGUCCUUCCACGACUAUUAUCCGCAGCUGCUCCUCCUGGGAAUACCGCACAAGAAAACCGGAGGCAGUGUCGCAAGGUUUUAAAGGUGUGGUUGGAGAGAAAAAUCCUACCGGAGUCUCUUAUUCGCCAUCAUAUCCGGGAACUGGACUUACGUAGCAGCUCAGCUUUUGCUGGUCCAUUUUCACGACGAACAUCAAGAACAGAACGGGCCUUGGAUGACCCUAUUAGAGAUAUGGAGGGCAUGCUUGUUGACGAAUAUGGAAGCAACUCAAGUUUUCAGCUGCCUGGAUUUUGCAUGCCCCGGAUGCUGAAAGAUGAAGAUGGUGAUGAAGGGAGCGAUUCUGAUGGAGAAAACUUUGAGGCUGUCACUCCCGAGCAUGAUUCUGAAGUACAGGAAAUGGUUUCUACAAUUGAAAAACACAGGCAUAUCUUGGAAGAUGUUGAUGGUGAGCUUGAAAUGGAAGAUGUGGCUCCCUCAUGUGAUGUUGAAAUGAAUUCAUUUUGCAAUGGCGAUAGAGGAAAUGCUACACAAUUUGAGAAGAACCUUCCCGUGUUCUCCACAACUGUACCUCAGGAUGCACCUCCAUCUUUACCUCCAGUGCCAUCAUCUCCUCCACCUCCACCACCGCUACCGCCUCCUCCUCCUCCUCCUCCUCCUCCUCGUAUGCCACACUUCAUGCCAUCUGAUCCAUAUCAGACGGUAGUGAAUUCCAAAGGUUUUACAGAUUCACAGACUGUGAAAAACACCCCAGUUUCUUCCAUGGCUCAGUCCUCGGCUGCGUCAAGGAGUAGCCAACCUAUCAGUGAUGCAGCACACCAUAAAGUCCCAGAAUAUAGAGAAAUGCAGAUGCGCGGGCAAGAACCUACUUGCUCUUUCAAUAGUUUCCCUGCGCCACCUUCAGACAACGUUCGACAUUCUGAUGGUGUUACUAUGCAUAAUAAAGGGUAUCCUAUAAGACCCCCUCGGCACGUGCCAUCCAAUCAGUUUUCUUUUGUUCAUGAGGAACGUCAUAUGAAUCAUCGAAGGGAGGUUCCACCACCACCGCCACCCCCUUCUUACCCCAAUAGGCAACACUUUGUGGAGAACAUGGAGAGAGAGAACUUCUACAAUAAUCAUGAGAGAAUAAAACCACCUCCAUUUGAUCACCGAGAUAGAUGGAAUGGUCCUGGACCUUAUCCUGGUCCUCGGUAUCAGGACAACGGUGCGCCUCCUCCAUAUGGUUGUCAUCCAUAUGAAUCACCUAGAAUGCCAGGCCAUGGGUGGAGAUUUCCUCCCCGGUCAGGGAACCACAACCACAGGAGUUCUGCUCCAUUUAGACCACCCUUUGAAGAUGCAAUUCCAGUUGCAAAUAGAGGUCCAAACUUUUGGCGGCCUAGGUGACGAGGAAACACCAAGAAACCAAUGCUGGAGGUAAUUUAUGGUCCAUAAUUCUGUGCAUGAUGAAUCCUUGGAGGAGGGUUCUGCAGAAUCUGCACAGGACAUGUGAAUGAUUUGCUAGAUCUGUACAUAUGUAUUUAAGCUUCUUCUGCAGAAUGCAGGGCAGGAAGCCAUUGUAGAGUUGUUGGAGAGAUGUAACCUACUCGGUUGUUUGUGUCAAAAUUUUCCUCCUAAUUUCAUAAUUUAUUUCCUAGAAGCCCGUUAUAGAAAUUAGAUCAAUAUGUAUAAAUUUUCAGAGGAUGUUUCUUGAAAUUGUUCUCUUUAACAUAAUACAUGGGAAAACUUUCUUUUGCAA